AGGUAACGCAUUUCUGUUUGAAAUUUCUUUUCCUCCCUCUCCUUCUUUUUCUUUGAUGUCCUUGAAUGACAACUAAAUGUAUCUAGUCGUAAUCGCAGAGGUUUGAUGUUACACCUUCACCUUGUUUAUUCUUCAUUCGUAGAAGUCUACUUCCACUACAACAUUUUCAUGAGUCUUAUAUAUUGCCAAUAGGUUGUCAGGAAUCAGAAAUCAUGGCAGCAGUGACAGUUUCGUCAGGUGCAGCUGCUGGUGGCAAGAAGAAGCGCUGGGGGGCUUCGAAGGGUGAGAAGAAAUACGCAACCACUGCUCAAACGGAUGGUUCUUGUGCUGACCAAGAAGGACAAGGAACAAAUGGUGCCCAUCCGGCAGUACAGGCUCGCGCUAUACAAGAACAGUCGGACGGUGGUCUCUCGCUAAUUACCGGUAACAAUCUUCUCGGUUCCAACAAUGCACUCGACUACCUCGCACAAGGUCUUGGCGGGCGCAGCGCGCAGUCCCAGGUACUCGGGGAGGCAACUACAGGGUCCUCUGCGGCACAAAGUGAAGCCAGUCUAGCGGAGUUUUUGACCCUGAUUCGAGAAGACGAGCACUGUUUCUGCCUCUCAGAAGCGGUAUGUCCGCGUGCUGACCAAAGGCUAUUCCAGGGACUUUUGAAGGAGCUUCAAUUUCAGCAAAUGUGGAUGUCUGGAGGCACAAGAUUGCAUAGACCGAGUCAAGUGGGCAGUCAGCGUCUCUUCGACGAGUCGCCAACUUACAUUAUGACAACGGGCAUUUAUAGCGGCUGCGACUAUUCUCAUAUAGACACUUUUGGAACUUUCUUAUUAGUCUGAUUCUUAUUGUUCUUCUGUAACUAACCUCCUCCCAUAGCAGGUCUUUAAUUCCCCUUUGUUUUCGUUUCGAGGUGUGCUGCAAAUCUUGAUUGGCUUUCACCCUUUGGUGAAGGUUUAGGCCCUGCGGCGCUCAAAGCACUAAGUAAGCCAACCGGUUAGUUUUCACCUCGACUAAAUUAGGCUUAUCCCGAGCAACAAUAUUUAUAUAUAACUUAAAAAUCUUUAGUAGGACUAAGUACACAAUUAGUAAAUGCCAUUCCGUCAUCACCAGCUCAGGUUAAUGUAUCGGGUGGUGCUAUCAGGUAGUAAAUGCUGACGCUUUUCCCAGCAUUUUGAUUAUCAUGAUAAUGAUCAUUUCUCGUGGUUGUACAUGUAAGUAUACUCUGCGCCUUCAUCUGAUCUCCUCUCUUCAUUCCCUGGCGCAUUGUCCGGUUCCUGGUACGGAAGUUCCGUUUGUCCGAUCCCAUUCGCAGUAUCAUCAACCUCUACCGCAGUGGGGACGAUUCGACAUCGCUUCAUCGAGACCAGUACUUUGGGGGUACCAAUUUCACCUGUGGUGUGUCCUUUGGCGCCACCAGGCACCUGGAAUUUCUGCAGGAAACGGAUUACCAAGCACAGGGAGCCAGCGCAGCCAACAUUUCUGCCAUCAGUAGCAGAGGAGGAGCAAGCAAAAAUGCCGGGGGAAAGCGGUUCAUCUUUCCCCAGCACAAUGGAGACAUUUUUGCGUUCUCAGACGUGCUGAAUUCGAGGUGGAGGCACUCAGUGCCGAAAGAGAAGAACGCGGGACCUAGGAUUUCACUCGUUCUCUUCUGUUCGCGACGCGGAAACUCUGGUGUGUGGGACUACGAGGGAGCAGUAGCAAAAGAUCCUGAAAACUUCCAUGUUCGGAUAUCAGACGCACCACACAUCCUUGAUCAUGACCCGAAUAAGGCACCAGCAUAAAAUUCGUUUGUUGAUUUCAGGUGUCCCAUUUGCUUGAAGAUACAUAGCUGAAGAGACCUUCCGCUUCCAGAUCGAUUCCUUGCUUCAUUCCCAUCAUUUUAACAGAAUUUUAGACACACGUAACAUCGUGGGCGUUAUUGUGCUUUCUGGCGAUCAUUUCUGAUUCGUGUAUCCUGCACUAUCUCCGCGGUCGUGGCAAAGAAACCA
Messenger RNA from Amoebophrya sp. A25, 1979 nucleotides. The record is from the annotation of a GenBank genome assembly. Lineage: Eukaryota; Dinophyceae; Syndiniales; Amoebophryaceae.